CGCACUUAUCCUAACACGGAAUGGAUGCCAAACGAAGGAGUUCAACGUGGCAGCAUAAUGCAUGGAGAUGGCGACCCACUCUCACCUCUUCAACCCUCAAAAAAGAAUUUGUAUCGCUCAAGGACCAUUGCUGAGGCCAAGGCUCAAGGAAUUUUACCAACCAUUCCGGUGUUGCCACUGAGCUACAAAGAUGCCUAUGAAGUGCUUUCUCAUAUGCGAGGUGCCUUGGCACCAUAUGAUUGGCAAGGAGGACUUGAUCUCAGAUAUCAUCUUGGGCCGGAUUUGAAGCAAAACCACAAAAUCAGAAUUACUGUUCAUUCAGUGCUGGUCAACAGAACAAUUCGAAACGUGAUAGGUUAUAUUCGAGGCGCAACUGCUCCGGACAGAUACGUAAUUUUGGGUAAUCACUAUGAUGCAUGGGUGUACGGAUCAUUGGACCCGAACAGUGGAACUGCUGUACUUGCCGAAAUUGCCCGAGCUUUUACGCAAGUUAUGAAGAAAACGAACUGGAAGCCAGGUAGCACACCAGUUACUUUCAUUUUGCUAAGCUGUGUUUCAAAAUAUUACCCGGAAGUGCAUUACUGCCAAAUCUUUGACAUUGGGGAGAAACUCUUUAGUGUUUUCUUUAAAGAGCACAUUAGUCCAGACGGUGACCUCGCCACAGGCUUCAAAAGACUGAACCUUUAG
This is a messenger RNA of Gongylonema pulchrum, 687 nucleotides long. The record is from the annotation of a GenBank genome assembly. Lineage: Eukaryota; Metazoa; Nematoda; Chromadorea; Rhabditida; Gongylonematidae.